Molecule: messenger RNA, 3593 nt
Organism: Drosophila novamexicana
Lineage: Eukaryota; Metazoa; Arthropoda; Insecta; Diptera; Drosophilidae
Exons: 4
Coding region: 620-2602 (660 amino acids)
Biological process (GO): negative regulation of cell migration
Source: RefSeq, a predicted model, not a curated record
AUCCAACACGCCCAACACAAGACCUGAGACAAGGUGUUGUUGUCAUCUCUAAGCAAAUACGCAUGCGCGCUGAUCUUGCAAUAAUUGGCACUGAGUAUUUGCCGCCAAAUGUACUCGUUAUCGAUAUCGGCUGUCUGGCAAUCGAUAGACUUAUUGUGUGAAUUUUUUGCGGUAUCCAAGACAGCGGUGUUGUGCUUAACCAAGAUAUCAAUUAACAAGUGCAAAUUGAAUGAGUGCAGUGCUUAAACUAAUCAAAGAACGACUUAAGGAAUUCAACAACAUAUUGGCAGCCAUAGUAGCUGUCAAUAUUAGUGCAAAACGAUCAAAAGGCAACCAAGCUAUACAAAUGCAGCGCAAAAUAUCGCAACGCAGACGAUGGAUGAUGCCCGAGCUCAGCAUAACAACAAUAAGGGCUGUGCACAAAUAGCAAUUAAUCAAAUUAAAACCAGUGAAAAAUAACAACAACAAUAACAACGAACAAACAGUUAUUUGAGUUAAAUGUACUCUUAAACGGUUAACAAAAAAAAAAACGCGAAAAAAAGAACUAAAAGAAUUGUUUAGCUUGUGGCCAAUCCGUUACACAUAUCCAUUUACAACAACAAAUACAGUAUCUGCCGCCAUGUUCAAUUUCCAUAAGCCACGCGUCUAUCGCUCAGCGGACGGCUGCUGCAUUUGCCGCGCCAAAUCGAGCAGCUCCCGUUUCACAGCCUCGCGCAAAUACGAAAAGGAAUCGAUGCAGUGCUUCAAUCUGCACGAGCCGCGCAACGGUGAAAUCUGCAAUGCCUGCGUCCUGCUGGUCAAGCGCUACAAGCGACUGCCCGUCGGCAGCAAGCGCCAUUGGGGACAUGUGGUUGAUGCACGCGCCGGUCCCGGCACCAAAUCGCUGGCCAAGCAGAAGAAGCGCGAGAACGAGUGUGAGGGCAAGACGGGUGGGGGCGGCUCUUUUAUACCCGAGAAGUUUGCCAAGAUUUUCAAAAAGAACCGCAAGGGCAAAAUAACGGCUGCCGCAGCGCCAUCUGCAGCCGGUCAGCAGCAAUUGCCGCAGCGCAACGGCAGCAGCCACGAAAGCUCACCACACUCGGAGGAGCAGCCGAGCGAUUCCAAUGAAAGUCACGACGAACAGGAGCAGCAGCUGCAACAACAACAACAGCAGCAGCAACAACAACAACAUCAGCUGAGCGCAUGCGUUGCCGCAACACCGUAUCAGACGCGCAAACGGACCGCUGCAGCAGCGCAGCUGGCCACGGCGACAGUGCUGAAAAAGAGUGUUGCACAACGUCUGCGUUUGACUGGCAGCAAGCGCAGGCGCAUGCUGGAGCCCAAAAAGCAUCGACGCGCCGUCGACAAUGUGCCCUUCUUUGAGGAGCACGAUCUGCUGCGUCUGGACGUUUGCUGCGGCACCGUGUUCCAGAGUCUUAGCCUGGGCAGCGCCUGUUAUAUAAUCAAUCCGGAGCUGUACAAGCCAUGCGAGAAGCAUCGCAGACGCAGGCAACAACAGCUGUUGCAGUCGCAGCCGCCGAGGGAACUGGUCCAGCAGCCGUUGCUGGCCGCGGAGCUAGAGCCAAAGCCUGUUAGUCAGAGCAUCAGCACGCCGGCGUUAAAAAAGCAUCAUUUGUAUUUUAAGCGACAAUCGGAAUCAUUUCCACAGGGCGAAAUACAUAGAAUAAGUCCAAUUCCAUUGAAUAAGACUGAGGUCAUGCCGAACCCAACGCCAGCCACAGCAGCAGCAACAACAACAACAACAAUGAUCAGUGUACAACAACAGCAACAACAUUCCACAGCCAAUGGCAGCUUAGCGCUCGCACUUAAACCAACACUGGCAACGGCAACGACAGCGGCAUCUGUGACGUCAUCAGCCUUGCAUGCAAGCAUCUUAACAACCGCUGUGGGCGCCGCAUCGCCCUCAUCGUUAUCUUCAUCCUCCAAUUGCUCCACCUCUUCGUCGGUGGCCACCAAAUUCAAUGACAAUUCCUCGGACUCCGGCUUCGAUGAGCAUGUGCUGGAGCGCAAAUCCGUUAGUCCGCCAACGCAGGACGAACUGCAGCUGGAGAAGAAGGCACGCGGCGGCAGCGUGCAACGUUUAAUCCUGGCCAGCGGUCUGCCCAUCAGCGGCCAGGCCCAGAAUCUGGUGCUGACGGGCAACGAGUUUACUGCGCGCUUCGUCCAGCGGCAGCAGGCACCAACCCAAGCGCCGCUCAAAAUCAAUGUGCUGGCAGGCGGAGCAGCAGCAGCUGCAGUUGGAGGAGGAGGAGGAGGAGGAGCAACAACAGCAACUGGAUCUCAAAGUAGUGGCAAUAAAAUGCGUGCAAUAUUUAAUAAUGCGAACACAAUUCAACACGAGAACGGGGUGACUACCAUAUUGCCGGCAUCCUCGCUGGCGGCCAGCAAUCAGACGGCGGCCAUGAAUGCCAUAGCGCCCAGCACGGUGACCAUAACGCCAGCCAAAAAAGCAACAAUCAAUGCAACAGCAGCAACAUCACCUGUCAAUCCCAAGUUUAUACUCCUAAAGCCAGCAAUUGCCAGCAAAUUUGCCAGCAACAACAACAGCAGCAACAACAACAACGGCGUCAAUCCGGCGCCAGCUGAGCUGAAAAUAGCUUAAAAGUGGAAGAAGAAAGAGGCGGCUAGCAUCAUCGGCACGCCGAAGUUUAAAUACCCUUGCAGCAGUGUUUAAGCUUUGUUUGUUCACAUGUUCAAGUAGUCCGAUUCUGAUUUCAUGCAAGAAUGUUGUAAAAGCACACAAAUUUCAAUCGAUUGUUCCUAUGGCAGCUAUAUGCUAUAGUGCCUCGAUUCUGUUCUUGUCUAAUUUCAACAAGAACUCGCUUUUAAAUACUCUAUAAGCAUAUUUAACUGUAACCUCUGCAAGGGCUAUAAAAGGCUGCUUUUAUGUUAAGAGAAACAAAACCAAUUACAUAGCCAUGUUAACUGGCUGUUAAAAACUUGUUGAUUUACAUGCAUAUUGUAGCGAGUAUUUACUGUAAGUGACAAAACUGAAAAAAACAAAAACAAACAAAAAAAAGAGACGCAACAAAUUGUGUCCAAAAUUUGUAUAUAUUAUAUAGAGAGAUCUAUGGAUAUAUAGCUCUAAGUACAACAACAACAACAAUUCGUUUCAUACAUUUCACAACAUUUUACAUACAUAUAUAUGUAUAUGAUUUUUUUGAUUAUGAUUAGAUUGAUAGCUUGUAUUUUUUUGUAAACAAUUAUUUUGUAAGCGCCCCCAUACUCAGCAGCAAUUUCUUAAACUUAAAAAAUUUAAUUAUAUUUAAAUUAAACUUUACCUUAACAUUUACAUUAGCAUUAACAUUUACAUAGCAUUUACAUUUAGUUUAUGUACAUUCACGCAUGCACGCACACAUACACUUUUAUAGUUUUACAUGCACUUUGCUGCGCUCUCUCUCUCUCUCUCUCUCUCUCUCCCCCCCCCCUCUCUCUUUCUCUCUCUCGCUCUUGCUUUUAGUUUAACAGUGACCGCUAGCUCGCGCAGCUUAACUUAACAGCGCGCUGUUAAAUGAGCCGUCGCUAUGUUAAGCCCGUCUAUGUUCGUAGUUUCUUUCUUUUUUGUUUUUUUUUUUUUAAAUUUUUUUUUAAAG